Molecule: messenger RNA, 797 nt
Organism: Oncorhynchus keta (chum salmon)
Lineage: Eukaryota; Metazoa; Chordata; Actinopteri; Salmoniformes; Salmonidae
Exons: 2
Coding region: 171-797 (208 amino acids)
Source: RefSeq, a predicted model, not a curated record
ACGCUCACUGGGAGGUGCUGGAAACAAGUAUGGGGUUGUUGUUAUAUUCAUCGUUUUAGUUGAUGCGGGGGAAAAGAUAAUCGCAUGCCAUAGCAGAGUUGUUAAAUUAUUGGUUUGAAUUGCUUGUCAUAUCCUACUUCAAACACAUUUUAUUGUCACUGAGUAACACAAUGGAUAUUAUUGAGACGGUUGUAACAGAGAGUAUUGAAGUAGAUGAAACUCCAACGGCGUCCAGUUUGGCAACAGAUAAAUCGAAAGCAGAGUUUGUAUGGACUUUACAAGCCACAUGGGAACUUGUCCAAACCCGCCUCGAAAUGGACCAGGACUUUGACCAGCCAGUGUGCAAGAAAAAGAAACUGUGGGAGACAGUGGCUGAGAGAGUGACUGCCAAGCUAAGAGCAGCUGGGAGCAAAGAUGUCACAGUCAAGGCAUAUGAGUGUGAUCUGAAGUGGCGUAACAUGUUGGCCACAUACAGGAAAAAUGCUGAGAGGUCCAAGAGACUGGGGGCCCAGAGUGUCCACUGGGAGUUCUUCAAGGCCAUGCAUGAGGUCCUGGGGAAGAGUCGGGAGGAGAUCGAGGCACAGCGCAGGUCCAAACUCAACGGGACCAAGCUGGGCAAGGCUAUUGCCAGCAAGCGGUUUACCCCCAUCCUUCCUACACCCUCCCUGACAGCUGCCCCCUUUGCUUCCAGGCCCCCAGGAUGUCCUGCAGCUGUACAUGGAGCUGCAGGAGAGGAAGAUGAACAUGUGGGCCCAGCAGAAGGCCCUGGAGGAGAGGAAGAUAGAGGCCAUCAAUAA